Messenger RNA from Tauraco erythrolophus (red-crested turaco), 797 nucleotides. Lineage: Eukaryota; Metazoa; Chordata; Aves; Musophagiformes; Musophagidae. The record is from RefSeq and is a predicted model, not a curated record.
CUGUCAUUUCCGAACAGCACAGAGCUAGAGUUAAUUCAGCGUGAAAAAGGAAGGAGUUGCAGCGUGUCAGAAUUCUCCCUCCGCAGCUUGGAUUAUUACAGGAGACGGAUUUCAAGUGUUUUAAAAAGCAGAGGAUUUAAAAAAAUACUGCGAAAUGGAGUACUUUGAGAAUGAGAUUUUUAAGGACAACUGAUGUUUGACUGCUAGAAAUACUGAAGGAAUUUUUCAAAAUGAGCAUUGUUAUGAAGCCAAGAUCCCGAUCUACCAGCUCCUUAAGGACUGCCGACGCAAUGUGUUUCGAUGUAGACAAUGGUACAUCAUCGGGACGAAGUCCCCUGGAUCCCAUGACGAGCCCUGGAUCAGGGCUAGUUCUUCAGGCAAAUUUUGUCCACAGUCAACGUAGGGAGUCUUUCCUUUACCGGUCAGACAGUGACUAUGACCUUUCUCCAAAGUCCAUGUCCAGGAACUCCUCCAUUGCCAGUGAUAUACAUGGAGAUGACUUGAUUGUGACACCAUUUGCUCAGGUGCUGGCCAGCCUGCGUACUGUACGGAAUAACUUUGCUGCAUUAACCAAUUUACAAGAUCGGGCACCCAGCAAACGGUCACCAAUGUGUAACCAACCAUCUAUCAACAAAGCAACUAUAACAGAGGAGCAUUCCAAUGAUAAACUGCACUGCCAAACUUUUAGCAGAGGCGAGUUUGCGCAGCAGUUUGUGGAGAAGGGUGCACAGGGAGGGCAGCCUUCGGAAAACAGGCCAUUUUCUUCUGGGAAUGAAACGGACGUAGCCUCUUGUUGA